This is a messenger RNA of Thlaspi arvense, 1044 nucleotides long. NCBI's taxonomy places the organism in Eukaryota, Viridiplantae, Streptophyta, Magnoliopsida, Brassicales, Brassicaceae. The record is from the annotation of a GenBank genome assembly.
AUGGCUGGAGAACUUGUGUCAUUUGGAAUAGAAAAGCUUUAUGACUUACUGAAUGCAGAUGCCAAGAAACAUACAAGUGCGGUGGUAAGACAUUGUAUUGAAGAGAUCAAGGAAAUUGUUUUUGAUGCAGAAGAUAAAAUUGAAACAUAUCUUCUUAAGGAAGGACUCCGAAGAACGAGUAAGAGCAUCAAGAAGCGUAUCAGAAGACUUGCUUGCAUCAUUCCAGAUCGCAGGGAAAUUGCUUCUGAUAACCGAUGCAUAAGUAAAAGAAUAUCUAAGGUGAUAUGCGCUAUGAAAGAUUUUGGAGUGCAACAGAUUAUUUUGGAUGUUGGGGAUUCACAACCUCUUCAAGAAAGACUAAGGGAGAUGCAACAAGAAUUUCCUAGGGAGUACAAAAAUGAUCUUGUGGGGCUAGACACAAAUGUUAAGGAAUUGGUUGGAUAUUUGGUGGAGGAAGGUGAUGUUCAAGUGAGGAUAACAAUCCCAAAGAAAGACGCAUUAGAACUGAAUAAGGUUGAUGGGGAAAUGGAAAAGAUGAGUAAAGAAAUGAUCAAACAUUGUGGGGUAUUGCCUUUAGCUGUCAGAGUAUUAGGAGGCUUAUUGGCUGAAAAAUACACACUGCACAAUUGGAAACGAGUAUCUGAGAAUCUUGGAUCUCAUUUAUGUGGAAGAACAUAUUCAUUUUACUAUAUAUUGUCUCUGAGCUUUGAAGAGUUGCCUAGUUAUUUGAAGCAGUGCUUCCUCUAUUUAGCUCAUAUUCCAGAAGAUUUUGCAAUAGAUGUUGAGAAAUUGACUUAUUACUGGGCUGCAGAAGGAAUACUCAAACAUGAGUAUUUAGAAAGAGAAAGCGUUGAGAUGUUACAGAUGACUACAUACAAGAGUUGGGAAGCUUCAAAUUGGAUGGCAUGGGAUUUGUUCUUUACAAGGCUACAGUUGUUGAGGGUUUUAGAUCUGUGUAGUGCCGUCUCUUUUGAAGGAGGAAAGUUACCUUCUGGCAUUGGAAAGCUCAUACACUUGAGGUAUCUAAGCUUAAAAGGUGCUAAG